ACUGUGAUUCCUGUCGGCGGCUUGCGAAAGAUGUCGGAGGUGGCUCAGGAGCAAGCACAAAGAAAACGGGAGGCUUUUUGGUGGAUGAUGUACGUCAGGACCGGCACGGAGGGCUGUGGAGCACGGCGCGAAGCUGACGGCACGAGUCUGAGCUGUUGCACAGGCUCACGACAAGGGAGAGAAAAAAGGCUAUGCAGCGGCUCCAAAGGAAAAGAGCAGAAUGGUGUGCAGAGUAAACCGACAAAUUCAAUCUCGUGAUCUGGCGGUCGAUUACGGGAUGGACGCCGGGGAGAUGCUUCUGACGAUUACUGGCUGUCUGUCGCGUUGCACUGCUGCGCUCUCGAUUUUGCUUUGCACGGGCUAUUACACUCUGAGGCGAUGCGGGGCACCCUGCGUCUGCGUCUGCUUCGGGACUUUGUGCCUCUGGGCUGCUCGGUGAAAGAAGGGUUCAAGGUGAGGUGGAAAAAGUGAAGAGGGGAGGGCGAGGCGCGGUAAUAAAAGUCUCCAGCGAGGGUGCAGGCUGGACUGGGGAGGCUACGUCGAGUAACCACCUGACCAACGCAGCACGCACAAAACAGAGUCGAGUCGAUGCAAGACGGAGGACCAACAACACGGCGAAUGCCCUUUACCGUGGGAAUGCUAAUGCUCUACUCUACAGUGUCUGGAUGCACGCAAGGCAGAGGGCAUUCACACUUUUGUUUUUUCCUCGUCUUGGUCAAUGGGUCGAUGAGCCGGG
Messenger RNA from Trichoderma virens Gv29-8, 736 nucleotides. RefSeq lists its product as uncharacterized. The record is from RefSeq and is a predicted model, not a curated record. Bases 278 to 439 code for a protein of 53 amino acids. Lineage: Eukaryota; Fungi; Ascomycota; Sordariomycetes; Hypocreales; Hypocreaceae. The transcript has 2 exons.